Molecule: messenger RNA, 4308 nt
Organism: Puntigrus tetrazona (Sumatra barb)
Lineage: Eukaryota; Metazoa; Chordata; Actinopteri; Cypriniformes; Cyprinidae
Product: pikachurin
Exons: 24
Coding region: 22-3213 (1063 amino acids)
Molecular function (GO): calcium ion binding; protein binding
Source: RefSeq, a predicted model, not a curated record
CGCAAUCGUGAAGGAUUGAAAAUGCGCCUCCAGAAGAGAGUGAUGGUGCUUCUUGCGUUGGUGUGGAUGUGUGAUUUCGCUCUUUGCGCAAGAAAGUCUAGUGCACGCAAGUCGGAGAGGUUGAGUCCACCGCUGGACAUUCAGCUGGAGACGGUCAACUGCACAGCGUUUAGCGUUCGGUGGAAAAUGCCCCGUAGACACGUCAGCACUAUCACUGGCUACAAGGUGUUUUACACGGAGAUGAGGAAUAAUCGUCCAACUAGCAACGCUGUUGCCCUGGAAGUACCAUUGAGUUUGGAAAUGCUCACAACUGGACAGUUUGAUGGCCAAGCCAGCUUUGAUGUGGUGAUCGGGAACUUGAAGGUGGCCACGCAGUACCGUGUCAGUGUGGGGGCGUACGGCUGGGCAGGGGAGGGCCGACCCAGCAUGCCCCGGGACAUCGGCACUGGCUCUCUCGAAAAGUGCAUGCCUCCUGCGCCUCCGACCCAGCCUAAAGUGGUCCCAGUGUCAGACACAGAACUGGCCUUGUCUUGGCAGCAUGGAGAGAGUGAAGGAAGUGCACCUGUGCUAUACUUCCUUGUGGCGUAUAUCAGGCCAGAGAUGGACACUGAAUGGAUGUACAUCAGAGAGCCAGUAGAGUCGAACUCUAUGGUGCUCAAGGGUCUGCUUCCUGAGACGGAGUAUCAGUUUGUCAUCAGGGCUGUGAACGCGCACGGGAUCAGUCCUCCCAGUGCCAUUAACAACCCCGUGCGCACUCUCGGUUCAUCAGAUAUAGGCAGUGGAGACUACGAUGUUUUCGUCUCAAACUCUGACAGUAAAGAUGAGGACGGGUUUGAAAUCGAUGACUCAGAUUAUGACGUCUUCAUUGAGGAGAUAAAGUCGUUUCCUAGCGGUAAGAAAAGCGGCAGACGGUCUCAGCUCCGCUCCCGCGUCGGGACUCCCGGAAACGGAAAUGUUAUUUAUAGGAUGCGUACACCUGUUUCCCAAAAUAUCAGCUUCACUCCAACAGCAGCAACAGCAUGGACCACAUCAACAGCAGCUCCUGUAACCACAGCAACACUCACUAGCUCCUCCCCCAGGACCAUCUCACCUGUUAUACUGACAGGCUCCGCCCCCAGCACACCUCCUCCCGUGGUUCCUUCUCCCAGUCCGUCAAUGACGCCGUGGAAAGACGAAAGACCCCGGGUCUAUGACGUACCGUGUGACGAGACGGUCUGCCCUCCUGACAGCUUCUGCCUCAACGAUUAUGACACCGGAGGCUCUAGAUGUCACUGCAACCUCGGCCGACAGGGAGACUUCUGCUCAGAGGGUCUGACGGUAAAUUUCCCCAAAUUCUACGGCUACUCCCACAUGACGUUUGAACCUCUUAAAAACUCUUAUCAGAGCUUCCAGAUCAGCCUGGAGUUUAAGGCAGAGGCUGAGGACGGAUUGCUGUUGUAUUGUGGAGAAAAUGAGCACGGUAGAGGAGAUUUCACCUCCCUGGCCCUCGUACGGGGAAAACUACACUACAGGUUUAACUGCGGUACGGGUGCAGCUCAGAUCGUGAGUGACAGCUCUAUUGUGGUUGGACAGUGGCACGCUGUCACAAUAUUUCGAGACGGCAUGAAUGGCUGGCUGAGAUUAGACAACGACACACCGGUGUCGGGCCGUUCUCAGGGUCAGUACACUAAAAUAACUUUCCGUACGCCUUUGUUUUUGGGCGGAGCUCCGAAUGCCUAUUGGCUGGUGAGGGCAGUGGGCACCAAUCGCGGCUUCCAGGGCUGCAUGCAGAGUCUGACCGUCAACAGUAAAGCCAUUGACAUCCGACCCUGGCCUAAAGGAAAUGCACUGAGUGGAGCAGACAUCGGCGAGUGCAGUAACAGUGUGUGUGAGAAGGUCACCUGUGCUAAUGGAGGAAUCUGCUUUGCCAACCGCGCGGACGGCUUCAUCUGCCUGUGUCCUCUGGGCUAUAAAGGCUUCCUCUGCGAGGAGAGUUUCCUGCUGUCUCUACCCCAGUUUAACGAGAGCAUGUACUCGUACGCCAGCGCCCCCUGGCCUCAGCCCUCCCACAACUACCUGUCUUUCAUGGAGUUUGAGAUGACCUUCCAGCCGACCAAUCCUGACGGCACGCUGCUCUACACCGACGAUGCAGCUAGUCGUGAUUUCCUGUCAAUCAGCCUGGUGGCAGGAUACGUGGAGUUCCGCUUCGACUGCGGCUCAGGAGCUACAGUGAUCAGGAGCGAAGAGGCCGUUGCUAUGGACGUGUGGCACGAGUUGCGUGUCUCUCGUACGGCAAAAAAUGGCAUUUUGCAGGUAGACAACCAGAGACCAGUGGAAGGCAUGGCAGAGGGUGCAUUUACACAGAUAAAGUGUAGUUCUCCUCUCUAUAUUGGAGGAGUCCCUAAUUAUGAUAUUACUAAGACGAGCGCUGGGGUCCUGAGACCCUUCAGUGGAACGGUGCAGAAGAUCAGUCUGAAUGACCGCACUAUAGAGCUGAACCCCGGUCAGGCUUUUGGGGUGAACGUGUUGAACGCACAUCACCCGUGUGUGGAGAACCCGUGCGCUAACGGAGGAACGUGUAGGCCGAAGUGGGACGGAUACGACUGUGACUGUGCGCUUGGGUAUGAUGGGAAACACUGUCAGAAAGAAUGUGGGAAUUAUUGCUUAAACACUGUCACUGAGUCUAUCGAGAUCCCUCAGUUCACUGGACGCAGCUAUCUGACGUACGACAACAGAGAUAUCCUCAAAAGGGUAUCAGGUUCCAGAACAAACAUGUUCAUGCGUUUUAAGAGCACUUCUAAAGACGGUCUUUUACUGUGGCGAGGGGACAGUCCAAUGAGAGCCAACAGUGACUAUCUGUCUCUGGGCCUUCAAGACGGAGCGCUCAUUUUCAGUUAUAAUCUUGGUAGCGGGGCCGGCGCUGUGGUCAUUAAUGGCACGUUUAGUGACGGCAAAUGGCACAGAGUGAAGGCUGUCAGGGAUGGACAGUCUGGAAAACUAACCGUCGAUGAUUACGGAGCUAAAACCGGCAGAUCUCCUGGAAAGAUGAGACAGCUGAACAUCAAUGGUGACCUUUACAUUGGUGGGAUGAAGGAGAUUGCGUUGCACACUAACAGGCAGUACAUGCGAGGUUUAGUGGGAUGCAUUUCUCAUUUCACUCUGGCCACGGACUACCAUCUGUCUCUGGUUGACGAUGCAGCUGACGGCAAAAACAUCAACACCUGCACCAACUGAACACCUCGGAAACACCAGCUACGGAUCUCCAACAUCUGUGACCCGAGAACAACAUCAUCGAAAUAACAGCAAAACCAGGAACACCGUCAUCACUGACCUCCGAGAAGCAACGGAGACAUCUGCAGUUGCAGCCAAAACGAAUAAACCCCCCGUUCAGCCCUUCGAGACGAUCGUAGCUUGUCAACAGUGAGCUGUAACGUAAUAACAGAGCCAAACCUACAGCAUUCAGAUUGGAACCUUGUAAAUGUCUUGAGAUGAGGAUGAAAGUGUUUUCCAUUAUACACCAAAUUCCUGCACCACCAGCAAGAGUCGGGCGUUUUUUUCUUUAACUUCUGCACUCGGUGUAAUAACGAAACAGUUUUCAAAAAAUGAGCAUCUCGGUAAAUAAAUGUUAGCUCGGAGGUUGCUUGCGCAUCAUGCGACAAUUGAUCUUUUAAAUCAUACUCAAUAGUCACACAUAAGCAUAUUUAUACGCCAAACUGUGUAUGUUUUCACAUCUACAAGCCCUUUUUUAUGGCACUUACUGUAUGAUUCUGCAACCACUUCUUGUUAGUCAGAUGGGUCCUCUUGUGUUACUCUCUACAAGGGCAAAGAUGAGAGGCAAAUGUAUUUAUAUGAUUAUUGCUUUUUUUAUACCAUUAAUUUUGAAUCAGUAUUCAAACCCACGAGUUUAUAGAGAAAGAUGGUUGUGAUAAAUAGCUGUCACGUAGUGUAGUAAACUUCUCUCUUUUGAGGUAAUGUUUGCACUGUGAGGUCUUAGGCUGCUAGUGGUGGAAGGACAAAGUGAUAUGAUUUAUUUUUUUUUUUUUUUGUAUCAGAGGUUUCUCUUUAACGUCUCUGCCUCUCUUUUCCUUCUAGCUACACUCUUUUAUGAAUCCCAAAGACUCUUUUAUAGCUGCCGUAGCUCUUUAUUUUUGUUCGUGUAAGUUAAUGGAUGUCUGCAAAAAAUUGCAUCUCUUAAUUUUUUCUGCCUUGAUGUUUUAAAAGCCUAUCAUUUUGCCAUCAAAAACGUGACUUAUUGAUUUCAUUAAAUAAAAAGAAUGUCAGACGCAUUUUAUGCGGGUGUAUCUUUAAAUAUAUAGGUUGUGACGAACC